AUGUCCUCAAACGAAGAUUCCAGAUCUAAAACUAAACGGCAGUGUAUAAGUUGCUUGAAAAAAUUUCUCGCGUUCUUCUUUAGUACGGUUGGUUCGUGCUGUUCUCUCGUCUGUUACACCACUUUUGGCGGGUUUUUGUUCGUUUAUUUGGAGUCUGAGAACGAGAGGCACGUCAGGAACGACAUGCGGUCGAACAAGGAUAAGGUGGUAGAAACUCUGUGGAACCUGACAAAAGAAAUGAACAUCCUACAUGAAAGGAACUGGUCUAGAAUGGCUGAGAUGGUUUUGAAAAACUUUACCGAAGAAGUUUAUAAGAACUCAAAGAUGAAAGGUUGGGAUGGUUCAGACGCUUCGACAGAUGAUGUCUUGCAAUGGGAUUUUGCUGGCUCCUUACUCUACAGCAUCACUGUGGUCACUACUAUUGGUUACGGCCACAUAACGCCUAAAACGGCCUGGGGCCAACUUGCCACCAUAUUUUACGCCAUCCUAGGAAUUCCCCUAACCCUUUACACCAUCACUAACUUAGGAUCCAUCAUGGCCGCAGCCUUCAGGUUUAUAUACGGCUACAUAAUUUAUAACAAAUCAAACAUGUUCAUUCCUGCUAAGAAACGUGACAAUGGUAAAGAUAGAAACCUCAUAAACCGAAUCCUGUCAUGUCUUCAACGCCACAACAAACAUAUUGACAACAAAUCAUCAAUGAAAGACUCAGCCAGUUCAGCACCUCAAACAACCAUGAAAAACAAAUUAAAAAGCCGAACUUUCUUUCUAAAACCGAUCCCUUCCACGUCAACUUCACAAGACAUCAAUAAAAUACGUGUCCCUAUAUGCGUCAGUCUUGUUCUCAUGCUAGCCUACCUGGCUCUUGGCUCGUUGAUAUUUCGUGCUAGCGAGGACUGGAGCACUUUGGUGUGUUUGUACUUCUGCUUCAUCACUCUGUCUACAAUUGGGUUUGGAGAUUACGUGCCAGGGGUGAAGUUGGAUGAGCCCGGGUCAAAAAAGUUUAUGAUUGUCUGCGCUGUCUAUCUCCUCUUUGGGUUGGCCCUCAUUGCCAUGUGUUUCGAUCUGAUUCAAGAAGAAGUAUGUAGAUUGGAAAUAAGUUUUUAA
This is a messenger RNA of Helobdella robusta, 1104 nucleotides long. RefSeq lists its product as hypothetical. Lineage: Eukaryota; Metazoa; Annelida; Clitellata; Rhynchobdellida; Glossiphoniidae. The record is from RefSeq and is a predicted model, not a curated record. Gene Ontology annotation, molecular function: potassium ion leak channel activity. Bases 1 to 1104 code for a protein of 367 amino acids. Gene Ontology annotation, cellular component: membrane. The transcript is spliced from 6 exons. Gene Ontology annotation, biological process: stabilization of membrane potential; potassium ion transmembrane transport.